Messenger RNA from Symphalangus syndactylus (siamang), 3300 nucleotides. RefSeq names its product protein tyrosine phosphatase non-receptor type 12 (gene PTPN12). Gene Ontology annotation, molecular function: non-membrane spanning protein tyrosine phosphatase activity. Lineage: Eukaryota; Metazoa; Chordata; Mammalia; Primates; Hylobatidae. Gene Ontology annotation, biological process: protein dephosphorylation. The record is from RefSeq and is a predicted model, not a curated record. Gene Ontology annotation, cellular component: cytoplasm; nucleus.
GGGGAAGACGGAGCGGGCUCUGUGCCGGGCGGGCGGGCGGCGGGGGGGCCAGCGACCGCAGCCGGGGGGACGCGGGAGGAUGGAGCAAGUGGAGAUCCUGAGGAAAUUCAUCCAGAGGGUCCAGGCCAUGAAGAGUCCUGACCACAAUGGGGAGGACAACUUCGCCCGGGACUUCAUGCGGUUAAGAAGAUUGUCUACCAAAUAUAGAACAGAAAAGAUAUAUCCCACAGCCACUGGAGAAAAAGAAGAAAAUGUUAAAAAGAACAGAUACAAGGACAUACUGCCAUUUGAUCACAGCCGAGUUAAAUUGACAUUAAAGACUCCUUCACAAGAUUCAGACUAUAUCAAUGCAAAUUUUAUAAAGGGCGUCUAUGGGCCAAAAGCAUAUGUAGCAACUCAAGGACCUUUAGCAAAUACAGUAAUAGAUUUUUGGAGGAUGAUAUGGGAAUAUAAUGUUGUGAUCAUUGUAAUGGCCUGCCGAGAAUUUGAGAUGGGAAGGAAAAAAUGUGAGCGCUAUUGGCCUCUGUAUGGAGAAGACCCCAUAACGUUUGCACCAUUUAAAAUUUCUUGUGAGGAUGAACAAGCAAGAACAGACUACUUCAUUAGGACACUGUUACUUGAAUUUCAAAACGAAUCUCGUAGGCUGUAUCAGUUUCAUUAUGUGAACUGGCCAGACCAUGAUGUUCCUUCAUCAUUUGAUUCUAUUCUGGACAUGAUAAGCUUAAUGAGGAAAUAUCAAGAACAUGAAGAUGUUCCUAUUUGUAUUCAUUGCAGUGCAGGCUGUGGAAGAACAGGUGCCAUUUGUGCCAUAGAUUAUACGUGGAAUUUACUAAAAGCUGGGAAAAUACCAGAGGAAUUUAAUGUAUUUAAUUUAAUACAAGAAAUGAGAACACAAAGGCAUUCUGCAGUACAAACAAAGGAGCAAUAUGAGCUUGUUCAUAGAGCUAUUGCCCAGCUGUUUGAAAAACAGCUACAACUAUAUGAAAUUCAUGGAGCUCAGAAAAUUGCUGAUGGAGUGAAUGAAAUUAACACUGAAAACAUGGUCAGCUCCAUAGAGCCUGAAAAACAAGAUUCACCUCCUCCAAAACCACCAAGAACCCGCAGUUGCCUUGUUGAAGGGGAUGCUAAAGAAGAAAUACUGCAGCCACCAGAACCUCAUCCAGUGCCACCCAUCUUGACACCUUCUCCCCCUUCAGCUUUUCCAACAGUCACUACUGUGUGGCAGGACAAUGAUAGAUACCAUCCAAAGCCAGUGUUGCAUAUGGUUUCAUCAGAACAACAUUCAGCAGACCUCAACAGAAACUAUAGUAAAUCAACAGAACUUCCAGGGAAAAAUGAAUCAACAAUUGAACAGAUGGAUAAAAAAUUGGAACGAAAUUUAAGUUUUGAGAUUAAGAAGGUCCCUCUCCAAGAGGGACCAAAAAGUUUUGAUGGGAACACUCUUUUGAAUAGGGGACAUGCAAUUAAAAUUAAAUGUGCUUCACCUUGUAUAACUGAUAAAAUCUCUAAGCCACAGGAAUUAAGUUCAGAUCUAAAUGUCAGUGAUACUUCUCAGAAUUCUUGUGUGGACUGCAGUGUAACACAAUCAAACAAAGUUUCAGUUACUCCACCAGAAGAAUCCCAGAAUUCAGACACACCUCCAAGGCCAGACCGCUUGCCUCUUGAUGAGAAAGGACAUGUAACGUGGUCAUUUCAUGGACCUGAAAAUGCCAUGCCCAUACCUGAUUUAUCUGAAGGCAAUUCCUCAGAUAUCAACUAUCAAACUAUGAAAACUGUGAGUUUAACACCAAGUCCUACAACACAAGUUGAAACACCUGAUCUUGUGGAUCAUGAUAACACUUCACCACUCUUCAGAACACCCCUCAGUUUUACUAAUCCACUUCACUCUGACGACUCAGACUCAGAUGAAAGAAACUCUGAUGGUGCUGUGACCCAGAAUAAAACUAAUAUUUCAACAGCAAGUGCCACAGUUUCUGCUGCCACUAGUACUGAAAGCAUUUCUACUAGGAAAGUAUUGCCAAUGUCCAUUGCUAGACAUAAUAUAGCAGGAACAAUACAUUCAGGUGCUGAAAAAGCCAUCUCUUCACUGUGCGCUGUUAGUAGCAAGAGGGCAAGGAGACAUAUGGUGAUGACUCAGACUACCACUGCUGGAUAAGGUAGACAGUUCUUUAGUGGCAAGAGAGAGUUCUGGUACUCUUGGUAGAUGUAUCAAGUAUUGGACUGGAACUCUUCUUUCAGGAGGACCCAGAAGCUGUAUUUUCUUGUGUCUCCAGCUAACUAAAUGUAGGAGGGGCAAAAGCCAUCAUACUCACCUCAUGAGUGUUGAAAAUUGACAAGACCUGUGCAUAGGCAACAGGUGUGGUAAAAUAGCAGAGUAUCAUGGCAGAACUGUGUGUUCAUUUAAGAAAAAUGGGCAAGGCUCAAGACAAAAUAAUAUAGGACCGUCGCAUUUCUUUUUCUUUAUCCCACCCUCCCUAGCCUGAGAGUUCACACACAGAAUUGUAUCCUCAUAUUUUCUUUCUAUGCCUCCAGUGAAAACUCAAAAGAUCAAAUACACUCAUUUACCUUAAGCCAUAAUAAAGCUAACCAGUGAGGCUUACUUAAUGCGCUGUCUUUCCCAAGAGCUAAUUUUGUUUUUGCUAGUGAAAAACCUGUAUAUAGCUUCAGUCAGCAUUCUCAAAGUACAGCCAUGUGCCACUGUACACAAAAUCUUUAGCAAUAAAUAAAUGAAGAUUUUUUUAAAAACUUUAAUAGCUGUAUCUUUAUCUGUUUUGGAAAAAUAACUAGUAUUUCCAAUGUUAUUUCAGUUAUCGCUGUUUAAGACAUGACUGAGGUACACAGUUAAGUUUAAAAUGAGUCAGAUUUCAAAAGUGAAUAGGACACAUGUUACAUAGUAUGGCAAAAAUCAUGAAAGGUGUUAAGCAAUUGAAUCCUGUUUGGGAAACACUGGCUUAGGUGUUUCAUAAUGCAAAUGACCAAAGCUUUCCUUUUUGGACACAAAGCAUCAUCAGUACGCUCAGUAGAGAAGUCACUUGCCAGCUGACUUCUCUACUGAAGAUUCCCUUCAGGCUUGGAGAACUGAAUGAUGUCUGUAGAGUGGCAGGAAAGUCAUGGGAGAGUCGUUUUCUGUAUACAGUAUCUUUGCUCAAUAAGCAUCAUAAUUCUUCUUGAUAAUGAGUUGAGGGGAAAAGGUUUCUUGCAUUUUUUUGCAUUUUUAAAAACUGAUCUAGAUACUUGUGACAGGAAUUUUUAGGAUGUCAAGAAAGCUCUCUGAUUUUGUUUAGAUGACAUGUUAAUUUG